Messenger RNA from Arxiozyma heterogenica, 570 nucleotides. RefSeq names its product Rrn10p (gene RRN10). The record is from RefSeq and is a predicted model, not a curated record. The transcript has a single exon. The coding region runs from base 1 to 570 and encodes 189 amino acids. NCBI's taxonomy places the organism in Eukaryota, Fungi, Ascomycota, Saccharomycetes, Saccharomycetales, Saccharomycetaceae. Gene Ontology annotation, cellular component: RNA polymerase I upstream activating factor complex. Gene Ontology annotation, biological process: nucleolar large rRNA transcription by RNA polymerase I. Gene Ontology annotation, molecular function: RNA polymerase I cis-regulatory region sequence-specific DNA binding.
AUGAGUAAACAAUCUAACGCGAACUUGAAUAAGUAUACUGUGUAUGAUGCAUGUAAUAGCAUUAUCAAAGUGUCCAAAAAUCAUAUUAUGCCAGCAGAUGAAUUAUUAUCAAAGAAAAUUAACCAUAUAUUACCUAUUCCUUUUAAAUCAAGAAAUGAUUUUGAACAAAUAUCAGAAAUAGAUAAACAAGAGGGAUUAUAUACCGGCAAUUUAGCACCCCAAAUAGACCUAAAAGUUUUACAUUAUUUCUUAACCCAAUUGUGUAUACAAAGGUAUCCACAUCUAAUUAACUGUUUUGAUGAAACAAGUUUAAUUACAUUAGGUUUACUGGUGGAUCAAUGGAUAGAAGAAUAUUUCUAUUCUAUGGAUUCGGAAGAAUCAGCUACUGAAUUGGAUAGUGAUUCAGAGGGAACAGAGAAUACAAGUGAAAGCUAUGAUGAUGGUUCUGAGAGUGAAGAUGCUACUGCUUUGACAAAUAAUACUGAGACUUCCAAACCAAUAAUUGGCAAAGGCCCUGCACAAUCAUUUGUUAAAUUUGUGAACUAUAGAGAUUUCCCUGCAGAUAUUUGA